Messenger RNA from Helicoverpa armigera (cotton bollworm), 1931 nucleotides. Its product is annotated as ankyrin repeat domain-containing protein 39. Gene Ontology annotation, biological process: protein K6-linked ubiquitination. The record is from RefSeq and is a predicted model, not a curated record. The transcript is spliced from 3 exons. Gene Ontology annotation, cellular component: BRCA1-A complex; BRCA1-BARD1 complex. Gene Ontology annotation, molecular function: protein binding; ubiquitin-protein transferase activity. NCBI's taxonomy places the organism in Eukaryota, Metazoa, Arthropoda, Insecta, Lepidoptera, Noctuidae. The coding region runs from base 31 to 567 and encodes 178 amino acids.
ACUCUUCAUUGGAUUUGGAAUUAUUUGAAUAUGGACCAUGGAAAAAAUUGUGAUCACUCAAACUGCACUCAUGCUAAUGCAUCUGUCACCCAAACAUUAUCUGAAAUGCACUGGGAGAGGGGCUUGUGGUAUGCAGCCUUUUAUGGUGAUGAAGAAAGAGUCAUAUCUUUGAUCAAUAAAGCAGGCAACACUAAAAAUAUAGUGAACACACCUGAUGAUGCUGGUUAUAUGCCUCUGCACUAUGCUGCACGGAAAGGAUAUACAAACAUAUGUAAGAUAUUGUUACAAAAUGGAGCUUUGAUUGAUGCCAAGACCAAGAGUGGACUAGCUACACCUUUACUCAAAGCUGCUGCAGCAGGUAAAAUUGAAACAAUAAAAUUUCUGAUUCACUCUGGAGCUUGUGUUGAUGUGCAAGACGCGGAUGGCCAAACAGCCCUACACAAAGCUGUUGAAAACAAACACUUUGAUUUGGUCAAGUUUUUCGUUGAGACAUAUCCUAAACUCAACACUAUGAAGGACAUGAAAGGUCAUUGCCCCUCUGACUACAUGUCUUACCCCAAGGAGUAAGAAUUCUGCCAGUAAGGAGUGGCAAUAACCAGCUACUUCUAAUGAUAAACUAUCAUUGAUAAGUUACUUUUGCCCUGCAUUUUGAUACACAUUCAUUUAAUGCUUGAUUUUUUACAGUUGUUGCUAUUUAUUUUGUUACCUAUAAUCAUUUGCAUGAUAAAAUCUGCAAGUAUGGUGUAACCUUAUGUUAGUGUGAUAAUUAGCAGUGUUAUUAUAAUAUAAAAAAAGUUUAUUGGUUCUAUGUUAACAUUCCCAUUUAUUUAUUUUGUCAAUUUACUUGAUUUAUUAUUGUGGUUUCUAAUGUAUAGGUGUGUAAAUGUUGUCAUUAGAAGUAUUCACUUUAAAAAUAAUCUAAUAUAUUAUGAAGAUUUAAUGUUUAGCACCUGAAAAUUCUAUCUAGACACUAAUCACGUUUUUCGUCAUGUUAUGUAUAUAAAAAAUCUUUUGUUAAUUUUAUAGUUUUGGUUGAAAAUGGUCCAUUAUAUUAUUUUAUGUAAGUUGUUAGUCAUAGUUUUGUGCAUUUAAAAAAACCUUUCUAACAUAAAUAUAAAGUUUUUAUAUAGGUGUUUACAACACCAACAAACUGAUUUUUUUAUGUAUGUAUAAAUAAAUAAAAAACUUCACUUUCAUAAUAUGCACUUACUUGAUCACGCCUACUAAUGCAUCAGAGUUGAAUGAUUGUAUAUAAUAUUAAUUGGGAAAAUGAUUAAAACACUUGUAUUUUCUUAUGUAUGUACAUUGUAUUAUUAACAGAAUAGAUAGGUACAUUAUAAUUUACUCACCCUGUGUAAGUAGGCUUAACCAGCAACAGGAUGUUGCUUUAUUCUAUGUAUUAGUAUAUCUGAAUUCAUAUCAUUUAUUUUAAUUACUAAACGUAUUACUAAAGCAUGUAUUAAUUAGGAUAGGACUAGAUUCUUACUCCAAACAAUUCACAUAACUUGGACACCUUUUGCAUAAAAAUGUACUAUAAAGGAAAAUUAGCGGUACAUGUUUUGUUUAUAAAUUAAAUCACAUAAGUCUAUAAUACUUUUCUUAACAAAUAUAAAUAAUCAACAUUAGAUUGUAUACAACCAAAUAUUAAAAUUUGAACCAUUUCAGCUCUCAGAAAAUGUAAACAUCUAUAAAACUACUUAUUUAUUUGCUUUCCCCAUAACAGUUAAAAAUAAUAUAAUAAUUUACUUACAUAAAAUUAUAAUUAUUCUUUACUGUUAGGUGUAUAAAACGAUUCAACUCAUUUCGAAGAUUUUAUGGACUAUUGUGUCACUAAUUAUAGAUAUUCUAAUCAACAAAUAUUUUAUAUUUUACCCUAAGUACACCUUUGUACUACUGUGUAAUUUUACUAAAUAAAAAUGCAUAUAGAUGUU